AUUAAAGUAUAAUUAAAAAUAAAUUACAAGGAAGAGAAGAUUAAAAAAAAAAAAAAAAGAAGGAAAAACUAAUAAGAAUUCUCUUGCGCACUUGGUUAUUUCCUUUUUUUAGUGGUUGAACUUCAGAUUAUUCUUGAUUUAAAUUUUGUAUAGGGUCUUGAAUUUAUUUUUCAAUUAAAGUAAUCUCUAAAUGUUAGUAGGACUCUAGAUAAAAAAAAUACUAAUGUGUACAAUUCUACUAUCCUAAUUAGCAAAUUGUAAGACAAUGUCAAUGAAAUUCUGAAUGUUUUUCUUUUCUUUCUUCAUAGAAGCAUUCUAUUAGGACUUUUAUUGGGAUUCUUAGGUCAUACGUUUUCAUAGACAUAAUUAACAGUUGAUAAUGAAUUCUCCAUUAUUUAAAAAUUUUCGUGUUUCACUUUCAAUUUCAAGUAGUCUAAUAUUUAUUACAGGCAAAAAAAUGAAAAACAAUAGAACUAUUUGAAGGUAUAGUAAAUAGUGUGUAAAGCAUUGAUUGACAUGAGACACACGUACAUCGCACGUCCGGUAAAACUAGUACAAUUGAAUAAUCAAAAAACUGAUAUAAUAAUAAUAAUAAUAAUAAUAAUAAUAAUAAUAAUAAUAAUAAUAAUAACUUUUUGUAAAUAAUUGAUUAAAACCAAACCACAAACAUCUAUUAAAUCUUUCAUGUGAAAAUGAAUGGUUAAAGAUUCAAAUUUCAAGAGAAAAUUGAGUCAAAGACUAUAAUUUGAUUUAGAUUUUAUGUGAUAAAAUCAAUUGUGACAUGCAUAAAUAAAACUCAAUCCUCUAUUUGUCUUUUUCUACCAAAAAAUAAAUAUAGAUUUUCUUCACAAAGUAAUUAAAAAUUCAAAAUUUAUGCAUAAUACCUCGUACUCUAUGCAUCAAGAAUUUUACUUUAUUUAAUCAAAACAGAAAAGUAAAAUCAUAAUGAUUUUAUAUUUAAUGAAUCUUACCAUUAUUUAUAUCGGCAAAAUGUGAGUUAUUUCUUUUGUCAUUUUCUUUAUUGCAUAGUUAUUAUCAAAUUAGUCUGAACCAUCUAAUUAAAUGAAAAAUUGACUUGUUUAGUUAGCCGGUUACAUCAGUAACCAGGUAACCGGUUAUCAUUUUCUCCUAUAUAUUUCCCACUCUUAUGGUUCAUCCUUCUCAUUGUAUCAAGGUUAAAAAAGUGAUUAUGUUUUCCAAAAUGAAUGAGGAAUUAGCCCUUCAAAAGGCUACUGCGACCGAGUUGAAAAUAAUGGAGCAUUUGAUCAAGUUGGUAGCUAAUGAACCAGCAGUUCAGGUGGAUUGUCGUAAGAUAACUGAUUUUGCUAUUGCAAAGUUGAAGAAGGCGAAUUCUAUGGUGGGACAGACAAGUCAUGCUAGGUUCUGUCUUGGUCCAGUUCAGGCUCAGAAUGAGGUUAAAUCUCAGGCUCAGGCUAUGGUUCAGGUUCAUGAUUCCCUGACUUCAUUAUCUCUUUCUUUGUAUGGUUAUAUGGAGAAAGAGAGAGUGCUUGCACCAGCGCCGCUGUCUGUAGUGACGCCUGUGGCAGCGUCAGUGCAGACAGGCUUAAUGCUUGGGUUCAGGAAGUCAAGAGUUAAUGUUGUUGCUAUUGCUGGUUCUAGUGGUGGUUCUAGUGUUGGUGAUAUGAAAUGGAAGGAUGCUUUUGGUAGCAUGAAGAAUGGGAUAAGUUCUUAUUCCUUCCUUUCAUCUACUACAGGCGAAGGGCUUCCUUGUUCUUCUUCCAUGUUACUGCGUCUGAUGGCACAUGCUAUGUUCGCAGGAAAACAACCAUCUGCCAUCGGGAAAAGGUGUCGUGAGCAAGAACAAUCUACUGAUGGUUCUAGCAAAAAGAGGUUAGUUUUUCUAUCUUCACUAAUGCUACUUUAUUUUCUCUGUCUUUGUUUAACAUUUAUUUAUGUUUCUAAAAACAUUAGGAAUGCUUACAGUAGAUUUUUGUGAUUGGAACUUUUUAUAAAUUUCGCAUAUGACAGAAGUUUUAGUUGUCAUAUAACCCUUUUCUUUUCUUUGAAAAUCUCAAAAUGGCAUGUAGUCACUAGUUACCAGAUGUGUGUUGUGUAAAUUUACUCAUGUAUAAUAGCUUAGAAAUUAUAAAAGAGAUGUGAAUUAUACUCGGCUAGUUCAUGAGAUGAGCAUGACUGCUACACCAACAUAGGAACAUUUGCAGAUUGAAAUGUACAUUUAUUAUAUAUAAAUGCAGAUAUAUUUUAUUUUAUUUAUUUUUAUGUUAUUUUUUCAAUCAGGAAAGUUUUUCAAGAAUUACUGAUAAGAACUCCGGUGAUAAGUUCAAAAAUUACUGAUAUACCAACAGAUAAGUGUUCAUGGAGGAAGUAUGGUCAGAAGUCAAUUAAGGGUUCACCAUACCCACGGUAAUUACAAUGCACCAUCAAUCAAAAUCAUUAAUUUUGUUAUCACAUACAAUGAACAUACCAAACCUAAUAUAAAAGUUGAUAUAUUUUUUUUAAUUCAAAACCUCUUACAUGUGUAUAAAUUUUUCUGAAUGUACAGUAAAGAAGCAUGUGGAGAGGGCUAUAGAUGAUCCUGUGAUGUUAAUUGUAACAUA
This is a messenger RNA of Capsicum annuum, 2579 nucleotides long. RefSeq names its product probable WRKY transcription factor 17. The transcript has a single exon. NCBI's taxonomy places the organism in Eukaryota, Viridiplantae, Streptophyta, Magnoliopsida, Solanales, Solanaceae. The record is from RefSeq and is a predicted model, not a curated record. Bases 1148 to 1957 code for a protein of 269 amino acids.